Messenger RNA from Sceloporus undulatus (fence lizard), 2140 nucleotides. It is a transcript of the gene F13B, whose product is annotated as coagulation factor XIII B chain. The transcript is spliced from 11 exons. The record is from RefSeq and is a predicted model, not a curated record. The coding region runs from base 80 to 1900 and encodes 606 amino acids. Lineage: Eukaryota; Metazoa; Chordata; Lepidosauria; Squamata; Phrynosomatidae.
GCUGAUCGUGUAAAUGAUUAACUGAAUUUCCUGCUGAAACUCUCUAAACCAGCAGAGUGAUUGUAAUACGGCACUCAGGAUGGGAUAUAAAAGCUGGAUUUUUCUAUUGUUACUGGUUGCCCCAGGGGGACUUCUUGGAGAAGACAAGCUUUGUGAAUUGCCCAACAUAGAAAAUGGAAGAAUUGCCCCAUAUUACUAUAGUUUUAGAAAUUACUACUUUCCAAUGAAGAAAAAUGGAAAGCUUUCUUAUUCCUGUUUGGCUGGUUAUACAACUGAGAGUGGGAGUCAAGAUGGGAGGAUAAACUGCACAACAAGAGGAUGGUCACCUGCCCCAAAAUGUUAUAAGAAAUGUGUGAAACCUCCCUUGGAUAAUGGUGUUUUUUCUGAUACAAAACUGUCCUACAUUAUAUGGGAGACCCUCCAGUACACUUGUGAUUCAGGCUAUUGGACUCCUGAAGGAAACAAGGAUGAAACUGCACAGUGUCUUCAAGAUGGAUGGUCAGCCCAGCCAAGAUGCAUCAAAGCAACUGGUACUUGUUCAGCACCAGACCUUCCCCAUGGGCACUACCAUAUAUCCCAGAGAGUGUUCAGUCCUAAUGAGAAACUCAAAUAUAGCUGUGUUGAGGGAUAUCUUACUACUGGAGGCAAUCCAACAGAGGAAGUGCUGUGUACUCCUCAAGGCUGGUCCCUUCUUCCCAAGUGUACCAAACUGGGAUGUCCGUUUAUAAAUCCUAUAGAACACGGAGGUGUUCGUCCCAGGAAGGGAAGGUAUGAAGAAGGAGAUGUUGUUCAGUUUUUCUGUUUGGAAGGCUAUUCCCUGAAAGGAGCAGAAUUAAUUCAGUGCUAUUACUUUGGCUGGUCCCCAGAGCCUCCAGUAUGUGAAGAAAUAAGAAACAAGUGUCCUCCUCCACCCCAACCCCCUAAUACAAAAGUACUAACCAAUUCAAGGACUUACCAUCAUGGAGACACACUACAUUUAGAGUGUGAGCAGCCAUUUGAAAUCAGAGGAGCAGAAGACAUUCAGUGUGAGAAUGGCAAGUGGACUUCACCACCCAAAUGUAUAGAGAUAGACAGAGCAGCAAGUAGAGAUGGUCAUCACAAUCUUGAAACUGAUGGAAGCUGCAGUUCCCCUCCUAUAAUUGAAAAUAGCAUCAUAAUUAAUAGAAUCAAUCCACUGAUGAGCUACAAAAGUGGUUCUUUAGUGGAAUACAGAUGUCUCCAGUUCCAUCUGAUGAAAGGAUCUAAUACAAUUCACUGCAUUCAAGGAAGCUGGACAAACCCUCCAAUUUGUUUAAAACCAUGUUUGAUUAAUGAAGAAACCUUUGGCAAUUACAAUAUAGAAAUGAAAUGGAGGCUGGAAGGAGAAUUGUAUUUCUUACAUGGUGACACUACUGAAUUCGUAUGUAAACCAGGAUAUGUUUUGUCCUCAGCAACUAGAGAAUCCCAGUUGCUGGUGCAGUGCAAUAAUGGACAGCUAAAAUAUCCCAAGUGUGUUUUUAAAGGCACAAAUGAAAACUGUGGCUCUCCGCCUUCCAUAGAAAAUGGAGUUAUUGUGGGCUCAACAACAACAAACUAUGCCCAUGGUUCAACAGUAGAAUACAGUUGCCCCGAAUAUCAUUUUUUGCAAGGAUCUAGAACAGUGUCCUGUUCACGUGGCCAGUGGACUACUCCACCCAGUUGCAUAGAACCAUGUACCCUAUCACAGGAGGAGAUGGCAAACAAUAAUUUGAUUCUGAGAUGGAGUUUUGACAAUCGACCUUAUUUUCUGCAUGGAGAAUUUGUUGAGUUUAUAUGUAAACAAUAUCACAUGAGACCGCCAUCAAGUUCACUAGCUGAUUUUAGAGUACAGUGUCAGAAUGGGCAACUGCUAUAUCCACGGUGCAUUGAGAUAAGAGGGUGAGAAUUGGGGAAAAGAAUGUCUAGAUGACUCACUAGCCUCUUUCCAUAUUGCAAGGUGAUUGCCAGUAUGAAUUUUGACUUAGAUGCUGGCUGCUACAAAGUAAUUUAAACACCCAAGAUGACUGGGAUAGCUGAAGAUCUCAACUUAGAACAUCAUUUGAAUAUUCUUUUAAAUGUAUAAAGCACAAAUGUUUGUUCUAAUAAACAUGAGUAACAUUUUGUUACCUUAAGUUUCCUGAAA